AUGCCCAAUUUGUCCCUUUUAUAUCUAUGUUCAUUUGAGCGUAAUCUAAUUUUGAGCUUCAUCUAUCUAUGUCUAAUAUCUAUGUCUAAUUUCGCCGUUAUCUAUCUGUGUCUAAUUCUGUCCCUUAUCUAUUUAAGAGCAAGCAUUCAUCUAUGUCUAAUUCUGAGCGUUAUCUAUCUUAUGUCUAAUUCUGUCCCUUUAUCUAAUCUCUGGUCUAAUUCUGAGCGUUAUUUAUCUAUGUCUAAUUUCAUCCUUUAUCUAUCUAUGUCUAAUCUUGAGCAAGUAUAUCUAUCAUGUCUAAUUCUGAGCGUUAUUAUCUAUGUCUCAUCUUGUCCCUCAUCUAUCUAUGUGUCAAUUCUGAGCGUUAUCUAUCUAUGUCUAAUUCCGUUAUUCAUUCUAAUUCGUCCCUUAUCUAUCUAUGUCUAUCUAUCUUUAUCUAUCUAUGUUCUUGAUCUUUAUCUAUCUAUGGUUAAUUCUGAGCGUUAUCUAUCUAUGUCUAAUUUGGAGCGUUAUCUAUCUAUGUCUAAUUUGAGCGUUAUUUAUCUAUCGUUAUCUAUUCCUCUGAGCGUUAUCUAUCUAUGUCGUUAUUCAUUCAUGUCUAAUCUCUGUCCUCAUUCAUCUAUGUCUAUGAGCUUUAUCUAUCUAUGUCUAAUUCUGAGCCGUUAUCUAUUCAUGUUCAAUUCUGUCCCUUAUCUAUCUAUGUCUAAUUUGAGCGUUAUCUAUCUAUUUCUAAGCUCCAAUUCUGUCCUUAUCUAUCUAUGUUCAAUUCUGAGUUAUCUAUCUAUGUUCAAUUCUGUCCCUUACCCAUUCAUGUCAAUUCUGAGUUGCUAUCUAUUCAUGUCUAAUUCUGAGCGUUAUCUAUCUAUCGUUAUCUAUCUAUGUUCAAUUCUGAGCGUUAUCUAUCUAUGUCUAAUUCUGUCCCUUUAUCUAUCUAUGUCUAAUUCUGAGUUAUCUAUCUAUGUCUAA
Molecule: messenger RNA, 966 nt
Organism: Acanthosepion pharaonis
Lineage: Eukaryota; Metazoa; Mollusca; Cephalopoda; Sepiida; Sepiidae
Source: the annotation of a GenBank genome assembly